Hyaena hyaena (striped hyena) is the source of this 5993-nucleotide messenger RNA. RefSeq names its product sorting nexin 29 (gene SNX29). Gene Ontology annotation, molecular function: phosphatidylinositol binding. The coding region runs from base 58 to 2514 and encodes 818 amino acids. The transcript has 21 exons. The record is from RefSeq and is a predicted model, not a curated record. Lineage: Eukaryota; Metazoa; Chordata; Mammalia; Carnivora; Hyaenidae.
GCGGCAGUGGCGGCAGUGGCGGCAGCGCGGCGCAGGCACCGGCCCGGGAGCAGCACCAUGAGCGGAUCACAGAACAAUGACCUGAAAAGACAGUUUCUGCUGGAGCGACUCCUGGAUGCUGUGAAACAGUGCCAGAUCCGCUUUGGAGGGAGGAAGGAGAUCGCCUCGGAUUCCGACAGCAGGGUGACCUGUCUGUGUGCCCAGUUUGAGGCCGUCCUGCAGCAUGGCCUGAAGAGGACCCGGGGACUGGCGCUAACGGCGGCCGCGAUCAAACAGGCAGCAGGCUUCGCCAGCAAAACAGAGACAGAGCCGGUGUUCUGGUUCUACGUGAAGGAGGUCCUCAGCAAGCACGAGCUGCCACGCUUCUACUCCCUGCGCCAUAUCGCCUCGGACGUGGGCCGCGGCCGGGCCUGGUUGCGCUGUGCCCUCAAUGAACACUCCCUGGAGCGGUAUCUGCACAUGCUCCUGGCAGACCGCAACAGGCUCAGCACUUUUUAUGAAGACUGGUCUUUUGUGAUGGAUGAAGAAAGGGCUAGCAUGCUUCCUACCAUGGCAGCUGGUCUCAACUCUAUCCUCUUCGCAAUCAACAUUGACAACAAGGAUUUAAAUGGGCAGAGCAAGUUUGCUCCUACCGUCUCGGACCUUUUGAAAGAGUCCACGCAGAACGUGACCUCCUUGCUGAAGGAGUCCACGCAGGGCGUGAGUAGCCUUUUCAGGGAGAUCACAGCGUCCUCUGCCGUCUCCAUCCUCAUCAAGCCCGAGCAGGACACAGAGCCCCUGCCUGUCGUGUCUAAGCACGUCGGCACCGAUGCCAAAUGUAAAAAGGAGCGGAAGAAGAAGAAGAAGGUGACCAACAUCAUCUCAUUUGACGACGAGGAAGAGGAGCAGAACCCUGGUGAUGUUUUCAAGAAGAUUCCCGGCGCCGGGGAGAGUUCUGAGGAGAACUCUGACCGCUCCUCUGUCAACAUCAUGUCAGCCUUUGAAAGCCCCUUCGGGCCAAAUUCCAAUGGAAGUCAGAGCAGCAACUCAUGGAAAAUUGAUUCUCUGUCUUUGAACGGGGAGUUUGGGUACCAGAAGCUCGAUGUGAAAAGCAUCGAUGACGAAGAUGUGGAUGACAACGAGGAUGAUGUGUACGGAGGGAACGUGUCUGGAAGGAAGUGCCUGGGCCACUCGGGGUCACCCGGGAAGCCUCUGGACGUGAACGCCCACCUCUCCCAGAUGCACAGCUGGGCCCCGCUGCAGGUGCUCCAUGGCGACGCCGAUGUCCUCUUUCCGGUCAGCGGAGUGGGCUCGUACGGCCCCGCAGAUGCCCCCCUCGGAAGCCUGGAGAACGGGACGGGACCGGGGGACCACGUUCUCCCGGAGUCUGGGCCCCGGUACAGUGUGGAAGCCAGUCCUCCGGGCCAGGGAGGCCCUCUGAGCAGCCUGCUACCUUCCGCCUCAGUGCCAGAGUCGAUGACCAUCAAUGAACUGCGACAAGCCAUUGUGGCCAUGAUGAACCGGAAAGACGAGCUGGAAGAAGAGAACAGGUCUCUGCGGAACCUGCUUGACGGGGAGAUGGAGCAUUCCGCGGCGCUCCGGCAGGAGGUCGACACCUUGAAAAAGAAGGUGGCGGAGCAGGAGGAGCGGCACGUCAUGAAGGUCCAGGCGCUGGCAAGAGAAAACGAGGUGCUCAAAGUCCAACUGAAGAAAUACGUAGGAGCUGUCCAGAUGCUGAAAAGAGAAGGUCAAACAGCUGAAGUUGUACCAAACCUUUGGAGUGCUGAUGGAGAAGUUACAGUCCCUGAGCAGAAGCCAGGAGAAGUCGCCGAGGAGCUGGCGAGCUCCUACGAGAGAAAGCUCAUCGAGGUGGCGGAGAUGCACGGCGAGCUGAUUGAGUUCAACGAGCGCCUGCACAGGGCCCUGGUGGCCAAGGAAGCCCUGGUUUCCCAGAUGAGGCAGGAGCUCAUCGACCUGCGCGGGCCGGUGCCUGGAGAUUUGAGUCAAACAUCUGAAGACCAGAGUUUGUCGGAUUUUGAAAUAUCGAACCGGGCGCUGAUCAACGUCUGGAUCCCGUCCGUGUUUCUCCGGGGCAAAGCGGCGAACGCCUUCCAUGUGUAUCAGGUCUACAUCCGGAUCAAAGAUGACGAGUGGAACGUGUAUCGGCGGUACACAGAGUUCAGGGGUUUGCACCACAAGUUACAGAACAAGUUCCCUCAAGUGAGGGGCUACAACUUCCCACCCAAGAAGGCCAUUGGAAACAAGGAUGCCAAGUUUGUGGAAGAGCGGAGGAAGCAGCUCCAGAGCUACCUGCGCAGCGUCAUGAACAAAGUCAUCCAGGUGGCCCCUGAGUUCGCCACCAGCCCCAAGAAGGAGACCCUGGUGCAGCUGAUGCCCUUCUUUGUCGACGUGGCUCCACCCGGAGAACCGCUGGCCACGAACAGCCGACCCAAAGCGGCCCCCCGCUUCCCCAAGCUGUCCCGAGGUCCCCCCAGAGACACACGCAGCGUGGAACCGCAGAGCGGCGACCUCUGACCUCAGCAGCACCCCAGACUCGGGCCCUAGGUGCUGCGCCAGCUGCCUCUACCCAGCCACACUGCGCGUGACCCGGCCGCAGCCGCUGGCCCCUGACUCCCCGGAGGGACAACCACAUCAGCCUGGUGACCCCUGAGAGCACCCUCCCACCCGUGCCAGGCCCCUGAUUAAACUGCUCAGUCUCCGAGGACAAGGGGGCUCCUCGCGGGCCAGACUUGGCCACACGCACACUCCCCCGGGGGGCCGGCGGGAGGGCAGGCACCAGGUCAGGCCCCGAGCCCCCUGCCUGACAUGCACGACCCUGAGGUUUUGUUGGGUCAGAAAUGACCUCUUGACUCCUUCCCAUGUGGGAACUAGAAGGACUGUUUCCCUUUUUCUUUUAACGUCACUGCCUGCUGUAACCUACGACAUGGGGCUCAGAGUGGGAGGUCUUACUCCUUCCCUCUCACUCUCCCUCCUCCUGUGGUCAUCCACAGCCUGCUGGGGGCCGCGGUGGCCGCCUUGCAAAGGACCCUGUAGUGAUGCUGACCCGGGGUGCCUGCAGCACUUUGCCUGCCUUUCUGGGUUGGCUUCUGGAAGUACCAGCCAGGCCACAGAGGAAACCCGAGGCUGCGCCGGGCCCUGUGCACCUCAGCGGGCUUGGCAGGGCCUCAGUCAUCAUGGCCAGCCCUCAGCGGCGACCCAGAGACCCCAGGCAGGCCGGAAAUCCAGGCCUCGGGGUCCCGAGAGACAUUCCUUUCUGCAAACCAUCGUGUAAGAGUCCACGGCUGCUGGGCUCUCAGACCUAGCACCUGGGCCCCACAGUGCUCAGCGUGGCUCCCCGUGUACUUGGACUGUGUCCACUCUGAACAGAUCAUGGUCCUUCCCUAAAGACAUGUCUGUGCUGGACCCUCCACCCCCCACCAUGCUCUCGGUGCCCCCCCCAUCCCAGAGCAGGCCCCCCUGGCUGGGGCGGAGCAGGGAAUGGGCUGAAGGUGAGCCGCUCUGCCCGGCUCCCACGUCAGAUCGCCUCAUAGAACCAGAGCCUGUGGGCCAACUCGAAUGUCCAGAACCAUGGAACCGUCUUACCUAACUGGCGCGUGCAGUUGGGAGGAGCUCGCGUUUGCCAGGGGAGAUGCUGACACAUUCAACCAGAUGUUGUGGGACCAAGCAGCAGUCAGACUGACCAGAGGAAGAGGGGGUUUGAGGCGUCUGUGCACAGCAGUCAGUGGCAGGCCGAUGACAUCAGCUUCCCGGGGUCCUUCGGGGCAGCCCCACACUCGGCAAGCCACGUGGGUAAGCCUCAAGCGUGUCCCGGACAGAGGGGCACUCGGCCAGCAAUGUGCCCGGCCCUGCUCGCCAGGAGGCAGCAGAGGUCAGGGAUGCAGAGCCCUGCAGGGUAGCAGACCAGCCUGUGCCACCUACGAGGGAACACUCUGCCCGAUGCCCCAGGCCCAGGCCCAGAACUACUGCCCUGUCCUCAGAGGGGCCCAGCUAUCAGCUCGCAGGGCCUCAGAGGCCCUGAGACGCCACGUCCCAGAAGGGUGCCACAGGCUGGUGUCUGUCACGGUGUCCACCACACGUGCGCUUGCCGUGAACUCCGGCUCCCGCGGUGCCAGCGGGGCCCUGUCGCUUGCCGCGCUAUCAGAGGCCUUGUGGACUAAAUGAGGGGCUGUCUGCAAGCUCGAGCUGCUCCAGGCCUGCCUCCAGCUCAGUCGCUUAGAAGUAGGCACGUGGGGCUCCCUGGGAGACCGUCCUGCACCGUCGCAUCUGCAGUAGACAUGGAUGGAGCCACCGGAGCUGACGUGCCCCCCGCACCCCACAGGCAGAGGGUUCUGAUCGCCCAGCCUGGGGGGUACGUGACCUGAACCCCGUCCGAAUGGAAGCCUGACCUCAGUGUGUCUAACCCCUGCCCGGAGCCAGCUUUCACACUCUGCACGGAGACUGGGGUGCCCGGACCGGUAACGGGCAGAUGCCCGGCCUGUACUUACAAAGGGAGAAACCCUAUUUUUUAAAGCUGAACUCUUCAUGGAACACGGGCCCAGCUCUCCCGCAAUCGAGACGGACCAACACGUUCCUGGGACCACGCACCAACCCUCCAGGUUGCCUGCCGUGCGCACCCCCUUCUGAUCCCGCGGCCACGGACAGCAGCGCCUCAAAGCCGUAACUCCAGAGCCGCGUAGAACAUCCUGCCGUGGUGGAGUCUGUCCCGCUGCCUACGGCCCCCCUGCCCUGCUCUCUGGGGAGGUGAGACAGAGACGCAGCGGGAUCCUGGUUCCUGGAGAGUCAGAGCCCCAGGUGCAGCCUGAAGUCGGAUGCACGAGCCCCCUCCCUCAGCCCCGUGCCCCCAUCAGAGGGUAAGAACCAGAAGUCGCUCCUGUCUCCCGGACCCAGGAAGAUCCGUGGGUGCCUCCAAAGCUGGCAUCUGAGGAAGUCGCAGCAGUGUUCCCCUGGGAGGGGUUGUUGUGUCCCGAGGCUGUUACCUUUCUCACCAGUAACAAGGCACGUGGGAGGGCUUUCUGGGUACAGAGGGAGCACCUGACUGAGGUACAAAGACGGAAACCAUUGUAUUAGGGGACCUGGCAAGAGACGGGAGCCGGGGGGCGGUAUGGGCCCUGGUGUGUGGACAAGGGGUGACUGUACACGCUGGGCUCUGCUCCGUGGCUUUGCCCCCCGUGGACUUCUUGAAGAACUGCUCAGAGUCAUCGCCGCCGACAGCUGUGGGUCAGGCCUUACCACAACAGGCAGUGGAAGCCAUGGCCAGCGGCAGGCCGAUCUCACAGCAGCCGCCCCCGCUGAGGGCCCGCAGGCCCCAUAACCGAUCCACAUUCGGGGCCACAGUCAGGGAACCGGCCCCAAGAGCUGCCAGCCCAGGUGCUCAGAAAAGGCCGCGCCAAUGGCCCAGCUCCCAGAACCCGGGUCUUGGCGGUCAGGCACGCUAAGUGUCCCCUUCUCUCGGCUCCACAGGGGACAGUUUCUACACCCGAGGCCCUGGGCUCUAGGCCUUGACACCCCCCCCCCAACUCCCCUUCACAUGGGACACCAGCCAGCCCCUCACACGGGGGCCAGGCCUUGUUCUCCGGGUUCCCAGCAGGCACCCUCCCCUCCAGUCUCUUCCAGAAGCCUUUAUGCCUCAGCCUCCUCUGUACCAGCACCAGAGUCCAUUCCCUGUGAGGGGUUCCAGUCCCGGGGCCAGCUCGCUUCGCCCUGUUGUGGAACUGACGGCCAAGAACAGGCCCGGCUUUCAGCCCAGAGCCACCAGAGAAGGACCCUGCGAGGGCCCCGCCUGCCCAGGAGGCGUCCCCAAAAGGCCACCCCUCAUCCUCCCUCUCCACCCCACAGGCAGAAAUUGCCCUGACCUUCCCGCAGUGUUUCACUGGGACCCGCCACACGCAGAGGGUGCCCCGGUGUGGAGGCCUCUGCCCCAACCAGGUCCUGGACGCCCAUCACUUUUCAAAAUAUUUUGCAUUGUUUCAUUAAAGCGAACAUUAAAUAUUUGC